GUCACGUGAUCUCCAUGGCAACCGGCGAGUGUCAUCAGCAGCGCUGUGGGAGAAGCUUCUUCAGUGCAGCUCUGCUCCAAAUUCACUGGCACACUUUGAAACUACUCUUCUGUCUGAUUUCUGUUUUUAUCGCACAUUAUCCCGGACGUCUUUUCUUUCUUUUUUUUUCUCCCAGCGAGGACCGAGCAGAGUCCACGGCCACUCAUACCUCAAACACUGGUGGGGUUUUAAAGAGAGAGUGCGAGCUGAAAAACAUGAGUCACCUCAACCCGGGACUCAUCUCAGCCUACAAUAGUCUCACAGACAAGCACCUGGCUGGUUACUUCAGCAACACUCGGAUCAGGAGACACCUGCAUAGAGCAGGACUGAUCACCAGGAGCGGCCGUAUUGUUCCAGACAAGGAGUACAGACACAAGUUGAUCCAGAGGGCCCAUCAGAGACACGUGCGAGAAUGCCUGGCUCAGGCCAUCUUCCACAAGGUGCUGGAGCUGGAGCGUCUCCACCAAAUAGAAUUCAAAAGAAAACUGGAGGAGUUUGCGAAGAGGGAAAGAGUCCAUAAGAUUAAGGUGGAGCGCUCCAAGAGAUGUGAGGAAGACAUUAUCCGCAUCCUGUCUCCACGUCCACCAACAGGUGCCAGGGGCAUCAGGAAGCAGCACUCUGGGCCAGAAGGGGAGCACUCUGAAUCCUCAGAGUCUCCAAGCUCAUCCAGACCCAACACAGCCCCAGGGAAGAUGCAGAGGCCGGUGCGUCUCAAGCCGAUCCACAGUAACAGCACCACGGCUUCAGUCAGACGCAGAUCCCCUCACAGGCUCCUCGAAUCGUCCCAUGAGAACAACCAGCUAUUCAACGGCACUACAGACAAGGAGUACCGGAGGUGUUUCACCACAGUGGAGGCCCCCCAGGGCGUCUCCCCCUACUGCCUCCCAGUCAUCAACAGCUUCGUCACCCCAGUGCCCCCGGCCACGAAGAGGAAAGAAAGGGGGGUGAAGGUCACUCCCAGCAGCACCGUCAGAGGCCGCCGGCUGCACCCUUCCACUGCCUCCAGCGGAGCUGACGUCAUGGAGGACGCACCAGUGCUGAGGAGCUCUGUUCACCACAGCAGAGUGUGUGUCAGAAUGGUGUACUUCGGCAAGACAGUGCAUCUCUCCCACGACCUGAGCGACAUGAGGGACGAGGUCAAAGUGUUCCAGCAGCACUGUGGAGGAGAAAACCUGUGUGUGUUCAAGGGAAAACUCAGGGAGGGAGAGACCUUCCAGUUUACUUCAAGGCGACACAGGGGCUUCCCUUUCAGCUUGACCUUCUUCCUGAACGGGCUGCAGGUGGAGAGGCUGAGCUCCUGCUGUGAGUUCAAACACAGGAGAGGCUCCCGGCUUGGUGGCAGGCAUGGACACUUUGGCUUCUUCAGUGUGGAGGGAGCCUCUCCCUGUUAUAAAUGCAUCAUAGCAAUGGGGCUGGACAAAAAGCCCACCCCUCCACCGAAGAAGGUCAGAGAGGACAGAGGAAGAGAGGAAUCAGACACCAGCCCUAAGGAUACGCCCGAGACGUUGACGGAGAGGACAGCGGAGGACGCUGCCUCCCACUCGGAGUGUGAAACCAGCCACCCGCAGGACACAGAGACUCAAGUCGAAGAUGAACCAGCACAUGAGGAGGACAAAGCCAGAGACGAUUAUGAAGAAGACUUUGAAGCAGACGACGAGGGACCUGCAGAAGAACCAGAGGCAAAGGCUAAGAAAUCACCAUCUCCAACGAGUGAAACUGAAAAGGAGGUUGAAGAGAAGGAUCCCUCUGAGACUGAAGAUGAUGAGAAGGACGAAGACAUAAAGUCUGGCUCAGGCUCCAGCUCCUCAGACAGCGAUCGGGAGGAGAGCGAUGCCGAAGACACCAAAGACUCCAAAGAGGACGAGAAAACAGAGCAGCCAGAAGAGGCCGAUCCAGAGGAGGCAGGCGCUCCACCGGAUCAAAGAGAUGAACCAAAUCCAGAGGAAGCCGUGGCCACUGAGGCCACCGUGUCUGCUGUGGCAAAAGACUCCGACAUGCAGGACAGUGCAGGGGACAGCACAGAGAUAGAGAUCUCUGACACCAGCAUCCCCACAGUGAGCGAGAAUAAACAGAGUGAUGACUCCUCAGCAGACAAAGAGAAAAUGGUAGAGGAGAGCAAACAGCCGGAAGAACAGGAGAGGGCCAAAUCUGUGCAGGAAAAGCUGGCGGAGGCAAUUCUGAAGGAGUCUCAUUGUAGCUCUGAGCCUGAACUGAGUGACACCAGCACAGAGGAAGAAGAGGAGUGUGCGAACAAAAAAGACAACAACGAUGCGUCUCCAGAGAAGCCUGUUACUUUCACAGAACAACAACAGACCCUCCUGGAAGAGACAGAACGCGAGGGACGCGUUACUGAAGUGGAGCAGGGACCGGAUGAGUCAUCUGAAAUAAAAGAACAAAUGGAGGAAAGUGAGACUCCUGAGAACAUUUGCAGCAAAGAUGAGAAGGUCAGUGAGGUUGAGGAGGAUGAAAAGGCUGCAGAGGACGAAGUCACCGGAGAGAAGGAUCAAUCAGAAGAGCAAAGUGAAGCGCAGCAUCCAAUAAAUGAGGAACAGGACGCACAGGAAGUCAAGACUGCAGAUCCUCUUCUCGAGGAAGUUAAAUCCACUGAUGCUGAGGCUGCUGAGAAGGACGACGGAAAGGAGGAGGAAACUGCUACGGAGACGGACGGUCACCUCGAGACGAAGCAAGUGGCAGAAAGCAGAGAAGAUGAGUCAUCAGAGCAGAACAGAAAGACUGAAGAGACGGCAGUUAAUGUGGAGGCGGAGGCAAAGACAGCCGGUGAGACAGCGGAGAUGAAAUCAGAGUCCUCGGAGGAGCGAGAGGCCCUGAGCUGUGAAGAGGCACCUGCAAACAACACAGAGAAGGAGGGAGGCAGUGAGGACGGAGCCGAGAAAGUCUCAGCAGAGGAUCCGAACGGCUCACCAAAGGAGAGCAGAGACACCGCAGUUGUAAACACACCAGAUAUAAGUGAAGAAACUGUAAAGAAUGAAAGCGGUCAAGAUGAAAUUAAAGAAGAGGAAGCAGAAAAAACACUGGCAACAGAGGCUGACAGUCAGCAAGAAGGGUGUGAGCUGGGAGAAGAGAGGAAGGAAACCUCUGUGGGAAUAGAUGAAAUGGUAGAGAAUCAGAAAUCUGAGGAAGAGGGAAAACAAACUCCAGAUAAAACAGAAGACGAAACUACUGAGGAAAGAGUGAACGAUGAAAAAGAUAAAACAGACGAAGAGGGCAAUGAUGAAAGUAAGGCAAACAAAGAGAUAGAGCAAAAGGAAAACGUGGCAGAGGGGAUUGAAAAUGACACCAAAGGAGAGGAAAAUGAAGGAGAGGGUGAGAAAGAGACUGAUGAGGACCAAGUUGAUGAAGAUAAAGAGAAAGUUGAAGAACCACAGGAAACAGAGAGAGAUGAGGGGAGUGAAGGUGUCGAGAAUAAAAAUGACAAGGAAGAACCUGAAGCAGAGGGAGAAGAUAAAACUAAUGAGGGUGAAGGAAGAGCUGAGACAGAUGUGGCUGUUGAACAAAAAGACGACGACGUAGAGAAGUCAGAGAACAAAGCUGAGGGAAGGGAAGCCACUGAGAAUAAAAACGAUGAGGAGAAAGAAGACGUAGCUAAUAGAACCGCAGGAGAAGGAGAAGAGAUGUGUGAGGUUACAGAAGAACCCGAGAAAAGUGCAGAUGCAGUGUUGGAUAAAGAGAGUGUGAAGGUGUCCUCUGAGAAUAUUGUCGAGCUGGAGGUUGUUGGUGACAGUGAAGCAGCGGAUGAGGCUAAAACAACUGAAGAGGUGCCAAACAUCACGGCCGAGGCUGAGGGAGAGACUGAAAGGGCGAGCAACACGAGUGUGAAGGGAGAAAUCGAUGCUGAAAAUGGAGAGAUAUCUACAGGAGCUGAGGACAGAGCUCAUGAAGAUCAAGGAGAGGAUCUGACUAAAGUCGAGGAUGACUUGAAAACAGCUGAGUGUGGUGAAGAAGAAGGAAAUACAGAAGAGCAUAUGGAGGAUGAGAGCAAAGACGUGAAAGAGUCUGGAGACAGUGCUGAAAAACAAGAGGACGACAAGGUCGACCAGGCUGCUGCUGUUGACGUAGCUGAAAGUGUGGCUAAGGGGGAUGAGGACAGUGUGCAAAAUCAUGAUGAAUUAAAUAAAAACAACUCUGAGCCAGAAACAUCUGUUACAGAAAUGGAAGAGAGAGCUGGAUUAGAUGGGAGAAAAGGCAAUGAGGAGAGAGAAGAAGAAGAGAAAGAAGAAGAUGAAAAUGGCAACAAGUCCAACCCCGACAAUGAGAACAGGGAGUCACAUUUGAUCAAAAAUAACAGCGACAUUCAGAAUAUCAUCGGUGAUGUUGCGUCUUCGGGGGAUCAGGAGCAAUCUGCAGCUAUGGUGGCUGUUGAUUCGGGUGAGAGGAGGACAGAGAAACUUCACUGCGCUGGAGAAAAUGCAGCUUGUGUUGACCUAUCUGCUGCUGAGGGAGAGAAUGGAGCAGACACAGAGGAGGCAAGCAAGGCCUCAGAGGAAGGAGCGAGUGUCCUGCUCAAACCUCAGGCACCGAUCAACGAGGCUGAUAACCCAGAGCAGGGCCUCACAGCAGGUAAGGAAACCCCAGAGGCCCUGGGAAGAGAAGACAACACAGAUCUGGUCUCCAAAUGGGUCAACGUGCACCAAACGUCCAAAUAUUUUGAGACGUUUGUUGAGCCUCUAGAAUAUCUGAGUGAGGGGAUUUCCAGCUCCAACAAGGAAGAGUCUCGACCUACAGAGCUGCCGGGAGAGGAGAGCCCACCCAAGAUGGUGAGGACGCCUGAAGAUGAGGAAAAAGACGACCAAGUAAAAUAUGAAAACGAGUCGAGAGAAAAAGUCAAAACAGAAGCUGCAGACCUCGAGCACACUCACUCUGAAGAGUUUGAGGAGGACCCUGCCAAAAACAGACGGCAUGUAGAGGAGACUGAGGUGAAAGGGUUAAUACCGGAAGCAGAGAGUGAACAAAGCGAUUCUGCAAAUCUGCAGGACAUAAGGUCUGAAGAGAAAAGAGGAAGUAGGCAAUCUCUUCAAGAAGACAAGGUCCAAGAGGGACCAACACAAGGAAUCAAUGAGGAUAAAGCUUUCUCCAAAACUGAAGUGGAAAGCAUUUCAGGAACUCAUCACUCGGCAGCCAGUGUCAAACUUGAGAGUGCUUCUGAGAACCAAACUGAGGAGAAAACUACCGACCUGUGUGUGAAACCAACUUCAAGUGAAGACAUGAAAGACCUGCCUUCUUUAAAACCAGAGGAGCGUCACGGGUCAAAGAGUCCAGAUGAAGAAACCUGGAGAGAAACAGAUGAGCAAAGUCGAGAAGUUACAGAAAUAACAGAUUUUACAACAUCGAGGUCGGACGACGGAAGCCAGGAGAUCCGACCAAAAGCGUCAGAGGGGAGCUUCAGCGGUGACAGAAGGGACACGCAGCUCAUCCGAGACCUCAAACACACUCUGAGUAAAGACCGGCUCAGCACGUUCUCCGUGGACGAGACCUUGUUUGGCCACAGUUCGUAUCCUUUGCUGACGGCAGCGAGGACUGAGAGUAGACAUUAGAGCUUCUCAGUCUAGAACAUCAGAAGGUAAAGUGGUGUUUUUGUUUUAGUUCACCAAGAUCAGUAAAAGUGAAUAUUUAAAAGCUUGCAGACUCAAAAUGUGUAGACAAUCAGACGUUCACCAGUGUGACUUUGAGACAGAAGGACUUUGAGUGUUUCAUGUAGUGUCUUAAAUAGUCUUCAUCCAUCAGUCACCAAAAUUAAGCUCCUUAAUGAGUUUUGACUGGUGGAUAAAAUGUUUACAAUAGACCCUCUCUUCCUAUUAUCGCUAACAAAGAGGCGUAGUUCGUGUGAGGUAUCAAGUGUGACUGCUAUUACCUGUAAACAGAUACUCUUCUACUCACAAAUGAUUGAAUAAUUCAUAGAUGUUGGACUUUAGUUUUGCUCGGAUUCUCUUUACAUUCCCGAUACCAGCUCUGAUCAGAGAUCUGUAACUGAAUGUGUGUCUGUGUUAACGACAAUUUCAGUCUGACGUUGUUAUUUUGAUGUCAAGAACAAAAACAGGUGAGCGAUGUUUUAGGCUGAUGAUAAUUAGAUUGGCAACGUAGUGACAUGUCAAAUCUAGGCCCUCAUUAUGGGAUUAUUGCUGCUAACACUACCUCUAUUUAAAAUAGCUAUGCUGUACAUUGUAUAUUUAUUGCUUUGUUAUCUCAUUUUUAUGGCUAAUUUUAGUUUGUAAGGCUUCAUGUCUCAUUUGAUAUCUGUCAAGGACUAGCAUCGUGUGUGAUUUGUCCAGUUAAGAAAUAAAAACCACGACUACAGACAAUGACUCUCUUCUCUUUUUCAUCUUGACAAAGAAAUAUGUGAAAACGUCAUUUUGUAUUACACAUAUAAUGCACGCCAGUACACUUAAAGCUAAAUUUGUCACACUAGACGUGUACAAAUGUAAAAGGAUCAAG
Mugil cephalus (flathead mullet) is the source of this 6489-nucleotide messenger RNA. It is a transcript of the gene erich3, whose product is annotated as glutamate-rich 3. The record is from RefSeq and is a predicted model, not a curated record. Bases 15 to 5591 code for a protein of 1858 amino acids. The transcript is spliced from 14 exons. Lineage: Eukaryota; Metazoa; Chordata; Actinopteri; Mugiliformes; Mugilidae.